This is a messenger RNA of Scomber japonicus (chub mackerel), 1854 nucleotides long. RefSeq lists its product as uncharacterized. The transcript has 7 exons. Gene Ontology annotation, molecular function: ATP binding; protein serine/threonine kinase activity. The record is from RefSeq and is a predicted model, not a curated record. Lineage: Eukaryota; Metazoa; Chordata; Actinopteri; Scombriformes; Scombridae. Gene Ontology annotation, biological process: autophagy; autophagosome organization; peptidyl-serine phosphorylation. Bases 257 to 1573 code for a protein of 438 amino acids. Gene Ontology annotation, cellular component: cytoplasm; autophagosome.
GUGGUCUUGAUAUGAGUGUGUUACUUAUUAGGAAAUACUAAGCACUACCAGGCCCUCUUCCAGCAGACUACUUAGGCGACUGCAUUAUGGAGUCAUGCUUCGGCAGAACUUAGGCGUGCCUGCUUCGCUCACGGCCAUGGCUGAUACAAGAAGGCGUGGAACAGAUAUAAAGAGCGACAACUAUGUUUAUUCGUGUUCAGACCUGAAGCAGCCCCCUUUCUCUCAACAGCAAAAAAGCCCCCACAACAUUGCAUAGAUGGCAUACUCCACCAGCACUCUGGCACAGGGCUGCUUUGGGAAGGUGUACAAAGAGAAGUACAAUGAUACCUGGGCUGCCAUAAAGAAGGUCCCCCAGCAACUCAUCCCCAGGAAGGACCUGGAGAGAGAGUGUGAAGUGUACAACAAGGCGAAUCAUCCCAACAUAGUGAAGCUUCUGGGAAACAUCACUGUCAAAGACGGGAAAUGGAUCAUUCCACUGGAGUUCAUCUUCGGAGAGGAUCUAGAAACCACCAUCUUCAAGUCAUCAAAGUCUAAAAUACAGUUGACGCCAGGAAAUAAAGGCACUAUCAUCAUUGGCAUGUGUGAAGGGCUGCUUUUCCUCCACUCCAAAGAUAUCGUCCAUCAAGAUCUCAAACCUGAAAACAUCAUGGUGGAACAUAACACCAACAGAGCUGUAAUUAUCGACCUGGGACUGGCCAAAUUCUUUAAACACGGUCUCAGCUCUGCCGUCGACAUGGGAAACGAGGCCUACUCAGCCCCUGAGGUGCUGCAGAGGAGAAGCCAACGGGACCAGCGCUCAGACGUGUGGGCGAUGGGAAAGAUUAUUGCUGAGCUCUGUGCACGUGUUCGUCUGUACACCCCCAGUGUCUGCCCUGCCAAAAUCAAGGAAACUAUGCACAGUCAGCCAUACUGCCACGCUGUCUGUAGGAUGGUAGAGCCUAACCCCUCUCUAAGGGCCUCAAUGGGUGGGGUCAUAAGUGACUUACGGAGGGCCGGAGGUGCAGGCAUUGUCAUAAAUACACAAAAUCACCUUCUGCCACCUUCAUCACACAUGAAUGCCAGAAACCGUUCUCCGUCACCAAACAGGUUUGAAGGUUUAAAAAGAGAUCCGUCACCAAUGAACAGGGCUCCGUCACCAAUGAACAGGGCUCCAUCACCGUUAAACAAGGAUCCAUCACCAUUAAACAGGGCCCCAUCUCCAUUUAACAGAGAUCCAUUACCUCCAAGCAAAUCUCCAGCACCAUUGAAAUGGGAGCGUUCGCCCAAACCAGAGUUCAAAGCAUUGCGUCCUCACCCCGCACGUCACCUCUCUCCUUCCCCUCAGAGGACAGACGACAAAAAGCAGGCUCUGGUCCCAACCGGUGCACCAGACCUCACAAAGGACUUCAUGAAGAUGGCGCUGUACCAAGAAGCUGCCAAGGAUCUGCCCUGCAACCUUCCCACAACAGGAAGGGUGGUGGUGCGGCGCUUUGAGCAAAAAAACGGAGAGGUUGAAGCGUGGGAGCAGAAAGAGGUGGUGACACGAGAUGGGAAGAUAGUCAAAUAUGAUGAUAUCAAGUUUAACAGCAAAUAAGACUGCGGUCAGAAUCAGGAGUUUGCUGUUUGAUGCUACUCUAAUAACAAUUUCAUGUGUAGGUCAAAUGUUUAAUUCAUGGUCAACUGAUCAUGUGAAAAUACAUUUCCAUUGAGGUAAAGACUCAACUUGGAUCAAGCUACUGUAGGCAAAUGUUUCUCAUGCAGAUAAAAUACACUUAUAUAAAUAUUGUCUUCUGGGCUUCUUGGUCAUGCUGUAAGUUGAUAUUCAGCCAUGAUUUAUGCUCAUUUAUCUGCAGAGAAAAAUAAAAAAUAACACUA